AUGGGGCCCCACUGGCUGUGCACGCAAUUCAUCGCCUUGGCCUUCAGGCUCCUGCUGCUCCUCGUCCUGGGCCAGGGCCAGGACUCCACAAGCCCCAUCAGGACCACACGCUCUGGGCAGGUGCGAGGAAGCCUGGUCCACGUGGAAGGCAUCAACGUGGGCGUCCAUACCUUCCUAGGCAUUCCCUUUGCCAAGCCACCUCUGGGACCACUGCGCUUUGCACCUCCUGAACCUGCCAAAGCUUGGAGUGGAGUGAGGGAUGGCACCUCCCACCCAGCCAUGUGUCCACAGAACCUCAAUAUAAUGGGUGAUGAUGCUAAAAAACUGAAUUUCACAAUGUUGUCCAUUCCCAUGUCUGAGGACUGCCUUUACCUCAACAUCUACGCACCAGGCCAUGCCCAUGAGGGCUCCAAGCUGCCUGUGAUGGUAUGGAUCCAUGGAGGUGCAUUGGUUGUAGGCUUUGCUUCGGCAUAUGAUGGCUCCACCUUGGCAGCCUUUGAGGAUGUAGUGGUGGUCACCAUCCAGUACCGCCUCGGCAUCCUGGGAUUCUUCAGCACUGGAGACCAGCACGCCAGUGGCAACUGGGGCUACCUGGACCAAGUGGCUGCACUGCGCUGGGUGCAGCAGAACAUUGCCCACUUUGGAGGCAACCCUGACCGGGUCACCAUUUUUGGCGAGUCUGCUGGUGGUGUUAGUGUGUCCUCGCAUGUGCUAUCACCCAUGUCGCAAGGACUCUUCCACGGAGCCAUCAUGGAAAGUGGAGUGGCUGUGCUGCCUGGCAUCAUCGCCAGCUCAUCUGAGACGAUCUCCUCGGUGGUGACCAACCUGUCUGGCUGUGGCCAGGUGGACUCUGAGACCCUGGUAGGCUGCUUGCGGGCCAAGAGUGAAGAGGAGAUCCUGGCAAUGAACAAGGCCUUCAAGAUCAUCUCCGGUGUGGUAGAUGGCAUCUUCUUUCCCAGACACCCCUAUGAGCUGCUGGCCUCUGCUGACUUCCAGCCGGUCCCCAGCAUCAUUGGUGUCAACAACGAUGAGUACGGUUGGAUCCUCCUCAAAAUGCUGCCUCCUGGUAUAAGGGAACAGUUGGUGGAUGAGUACCUGGGGGACAACAAGGACCCCAAGACCCUCAUGGCUCAGUACCAAGAGAUGAUGGCAGACUCACUCUUCGUGAUGCCAGCGCUCCAUGUUGCACAUUUUCAGCGUUCCCAUGCCCCUGUCUACUUCUACGAGUUCCAGCAUUCGCCCAAAUUUGCAAAGAACUUCCGGCCACCCCACGUCAAGGCCGACCAUGUGACUCUCACUGAGGAGGAGGAAUUGCUGAGCAGGAGGAUGAUGAAGUACUGGGCCAACUUUGCUCGCACCGGGAACCCCAAUGGCGAGGGCCUGCCACACUGGCCUGUCUUGGACCAUGAGGAGCAGUACCUACAGCUGAGCACACAGCCUGCAGUGGGCCGGGCUCUGAAGGCCCACAGACGCCAGUUCUGGGCACAAACUCUGCCCAAGAAGAUGCAGGAGCUGAUGCGGGCUGAGCAGAAGCACACAGAGCUGUAGCUGCCUGUGUCUAGGUGGGUGUCCUGGUCCCAUCCACAGCAGUCACUUACCUGCCCUCCUUCCCUUUGGCAUACCUUUGUGGAGCACCUGCUGCCUGAGGCUCUGUGUUCUUGCCCUGGGUUCCCUGUGUCAGUUGUACUCACACCAUUCCCAUGAGGCUGUGCAGUCACAACCUGCAGAAGCCCACUUUCCUCAUCUCCAACUGGCAUAGGACAUGUCCUUCUCACCUCCUCUUCUUCCUCUUCCUGAUCCUCUCCUCUCUUCCCAACCCCAGGCCAUAGAAAUCCAGUGGGAACUGCUUUGUGGGUUGUUGUCCACCCUAGGUGUCAGAAGCCUUCAUAUUCCGCCCAGCACAUCCUGCGAGCUCAUGUCUGUAAGCAACCCAUAGGGGACCUGGGCACCUGGAGACACGGUGUCCUGGUGCCCUCAGGCUGCCAUGAGUGGCCUCCUUCCACUCCCUUCAUGUUGCCACAAAUAAAGGCUCCCAUUCCUUCAGCUGAG
Molecule: messenger RNA, 2049 nt
Organism: Ochotona curzoniae (black-lipped pika)
Lineage: Eukaryota; Metazoa; Chordata; Mammalia; Lagomorpha; Ochotonidae
Product: cocaine esterase-like
Exons: 11
Coding region: 1-1548 (515 amino acids)
Cellular component (GO): intracellular membrane-bounded organelle
Molecular function (GO): carboxylic ester hydrolase activity
Source: RefSeq, a predicted model, not a curated record